AUGACGACGAAUACCGGUACGGGUACGAUGCGGAUGGUGAACCCUCUCGUGUCGCAGCUGGUGGACUUCGCGCACGCUCGAUCCGCGAACGCGCGCGCGACGGUCCAACCGUCGAUCCUCGGUGCGACGCAUAGUCACAUGCAUCCGGACACCGCGUCAUCCGACCUGUACGAGCGCUUCGAGGCGAUGUGCGCGGAGGUUGAGCGGGACGGCUUCGUCGAUCGGGACUUUCGGCCGUACGUUCCUCCGCGGGGACCGGGCACCGCGCCGCCGAGGCCGCCGACGAAGUCCAUCGAGGUCGCCGCGCUUUUCGACGCCAGAGUUCAGGUGGGCGAUCAACGGGGCAGGCGGGGCAAGGCGGUCUGGAGCGACAAGAGCGCGCCGCCGAAGAAAGGACCCCUCCGGUGCCUCUUCGACGACUACGCCGCCAGGGACGACGUCUACGACCUGGACGAUACGAACGAUAAACCGUCGCUCAUGUCCCGCGCCGAGGCGUUCCAGCUGGCGCACGACUUUGACAUCGUCCCGGGGUUGCUCAGACGGAGGGACGUGGCGAUGGCGUUCGCCAACGCGGACAGACCCGCGUACGGCGACGACGCCGCCGAUAACCGCGAAAAUCAGCUGGACUUUGACGAGUUCGUGUCGUUCGUGUGCCAGAUGGCGACGCUGGCGUGGCACCGACCGGCGGGGGCGCACGAGAGAAAGACGGAUAGGAAAGACGGGUCGUCGCUAAGUACGGGGAGAGGAAGGGGCGAGGAGGGCGGUCGAGGGGCGAGUCUGGACGACGCCAGGGCGGUUGACGCGAUGCUGAAAAAGUUGGAGUGCGACUCGAGCGACGUCGCCGAGCUCAAGCGUCGGCUCGCGGUGUACGCGCGUCGGCAGAUACACAACCCGCGGGACCUCGACGCGUACCCGAGGUACGAUAAAUACGCGCACGUGGACGCGGUGGGUACGAUAAGACCCCACGCGGCGGCGAUCGAGCGCGUGAGCGGAGGGGCGCCGGUGCCGAGCGAGAUGAUCGAGCGCGCGACUCGAAGGGAUUCGCGACCCGCGGACCGGCCGCGUUGGACGCACUUCAGGCACACCGCUAUCGACGUCGGAACCUUACUCCCCGGCCAGACUCGCAGGUUUCGGAUCGUGGUCAAGAACAGGAACCUGCAAGGGAGCGUGUCGGUCCACGUCGAGUGCCACGGGUGUCCCGCGACGGAGGUUCGGUUCACCGAGGGCGGUUUGGCGCCGGGGAUGAGCAAGUGCGUGGAUGUGGUGGCCGGGUCGGACACGGCUGGCGAGUGGCUCGGGUGCGUGGUGAUCACCGCCAAGCCGCUGGCGACGAGGGUGUACCUGAUGCGGGCGGGCGAGAGGGCGACGGCGAUGAGACGGCGGACGAAGAAUCGGGACGAGGAGUUCGACGAAGGCGAACGAUCGGACCGACUCGACGAAUUCCUCGACGGAGAUGAGGAGGAGGAGGAGGAGGAGGAGGAGGAGGAGGAGGAGGAGGAGGAGGAGGAGGAGGAUGACUUCGACGCCAUGUCAAGCGAGAGGCUGGGCACGCACGUCGUCCGCGUGCCCGUCUACCUGAACGUGGUGGGUCACCACCGCGAGCUCGUCACGCGGGCUGGCGCCACGGUCGGAUUCAGGCAGCACGUCGAGGCUGCGUCUUCCGUCGCGACGAUCUACCCGGAGAUACACCGCAGCUUCAGGGCGGAUCCCGGCGGCGAUGCCACCGCGGCGGAGCGCCUCGCGAUGCCGGCGCCCGUCAUGAGGUGCGUGGCGCCCCGCGGGACGUACCGCAAACUCGCGGAGCUGCCGCCCGACGCGAGGGACGACGCCACCGCGUUGUACCCCGACUUUCUCAAGCCCGUCAUGGCCGGGGUGCUGACGGCGAGGACGAACAAGGCUGGGAACGUGGUCGUGCCGGAGAGGGGUCCGAUGGCGUUCGGCGGGAGCGUGGUGGACGCGGUCGCCGACGCCGAGGCGGCGAGUCGGUUCGCGACGGCGGCGAGCAGGGUUCGCGGGGAGGUCGGGGGCGAUCCUGUUGGGAGAAACGCGUUGGACGCGAGCGGGUACAGGCUCUCGUCCAGGGGUCUGUGUUACUAG
Micromonas commoda is the source of this 2097-nucleotide messenger RNA. RefSeq lists its product with no specific name. The record is from RefSeq and is a predicted model, not a curated record. The transcript is spliced from 2 exons. Lineage: Eukaryota; Viridiplantae; Chlorophyta; Mamiellophyceae; Mamiellales; Mamiellaceae. Bases 1 to 2097 code for a protein of 698 amino acids.